GGCGUUUCGCCAUGGCGACCGCUCCUGGGGACGCUUUUUCUUUCCCAGCUUGGGGAUGCCCCUUCCAGGUUUUAUACUCUAAGCAGUGCCGAGUCGAAGGGCGUGGGAGCUCUCUGACCUCUCGCUAUGGGGGAGGGAAGAGGCGAAAACUUCGACGGUGUGAGCACCGACCGCCUUAAACUGGAGUUGCUGGAAGAAAUCUACCAGAAGGAUAUAGUGCAACUCUCAGUGUUUGAAUUAAGACACAAGAUAGCAGAAAUGGAAGCCAAACCCAAUACUGACAAUGAAGGCAGUGAAUGGAAAACCCGUUAUGAGACACAACUAGAAAUGAAUGAUCAACUAGAAAAGCAAAUUGCAUCUCUUAAAGAGAAAAUGGAAAAAUUCCGUGGGAAUCCUUCAGACAGUCUAUCUUCUAUUCGUGUCUAUGAACGAAUGCCUGUGGAAUCCUUAAAUAUAUUACUUAAACAACUAGAAAAAGAAAAAAGAAGUCUUGAAAAUCAAGUGAAAGACUAUGCACUUAAACUGGAACAAGAAUCAAAGGCUUACCACAAGAUCAACAGUGAACGCUGUAAAUACAUAUCUGAAAUGUCUCAGGUCUCUGGCGCACAUCAAGUUUCUAAAAGGCAACAGAUGGAUCAACUGCCUAGAAUGAAAGAGAAUCUAGUGAAAACGGGGAGAUACAAUCCAGUUCAUCAGAAGACAGUGAAUGCCAAGAAAGGACCAGUAAAAAAGAUUAUAAAAUCAAACCACCUUCCAAAACUCAAUCCAUAAUUCCGGAACUGGAUUUGUAUUUCUUCCUUCUUUUUUUUUCCAUCUGUACUAUUCAACUGGUGAAGUUAAUGUUCGAUACAUUUUUCAGGAAUGAAUAGAUAAGAAAGAGCUUCCAAACUUCUCUUUAGCUUUUCUUCCAGAAGUUUAUUCCUUUGUCUGCAUGAAUGCAUUUUUCUCUAGUAACCCUGAAAUAUCUAAUAGAAAUACUUGUGAUUUUUAAAAUAUCUUAGAAAACCUCAAGUUU
Messenger RNA from Urocitellus parryii (Arctic ground squirrel), 1015 nucleotides. RefSeq names its product coiled-coil domain containing 169 (gene Ccdc169). NCBI's taxonomy places the organism in Eukaryota, Metazoa, Chordata, Mammalia, Rodentia, Sciuridae. The record is from RefSeq and is a predicted model, not a curated record.